Molecule: messenger RNA, 159 nt
Organism: Cyphellophora europaea CBS 101466
Lineage: Eukaryota; Fungi; Ascomycota; Eurotiomycetes; Chaetothyriales; Cyphellophoraceae
Exons: 1
Coding region: 1-159 (52 amino acids)
Source: RefSeq, a predicted model, not a curated record
AUGAGGCGUUCGGCGAAUCAGGAGUCUCCCGCGUGCAAUUCCCGCUGCAGCCGCCGCCGUCCGUCGGGUCUGAAUGGCCGAAACAUAUCGUGCAGAAGCACCAGCCCAGAUGGGCGGUCGUGCUGGCGUCUAAUCUCAGUACGCUUGUUCUGCUCAUGA